AUGUUGUCGAAGAAAUUGAUUGGGGCAUGGGCAUUCUUUAACAUAUGUCUUAUGGCCGCUGGUGUCCUCUCGCUCACAUUGUCCAUUGUAUGGCGCCAGCCCAACCUUUUGCUGAACUUGACGUUUAGUAGUAUGGAUUUGACGGCUGGCAGCGUGCUUGGUAUCAUUCUCCUUGCCACCUUUCUUCUGUCCCUGGUUGUUAUUAUACAACGCGGCACCCUCGGCUUGAAGAUUCUUAACUGGAUACUCCUUGUAAACAUCCUCAUCAUCCUAUUCAUGGGCACAUAUAUCUGGAUUUUCACACUGCAUGAACGGAAUAAUUACCAUGCUGUAUUUGGGCAACAGAGCAACGAGACCAAGAUUUUGAUUCAAGAUAUGCUGAAGUGCUGUGGUUACUUCAACGCCGCUGAUGAGGUUGCAUUUGGAGGUGCUACCUGCCCAACUCAGGCCGCUGCAACUGCUUUGAACAAUUUCUGUGUCACGCCCAUCACCAAGUUCACGGAUUCGACACUGAACAACGUUUUCAGCACUAUUGAUGGUUUCAUGGCAAUUGUGAUCGGUCUUUUCCUCGCAAACAUGUGCGUUAUCAAGAAGAGGCAAGAGUUUGAGCGCUUUGAAAAGAUUGACGCGAAGCGUGGCGGGCACAAUUUUAUUUAA
Suillus clintonianus is the source of this 657-nucleotide messenger RNA. RefSeq lists its product as uncharacterized. The transcript is spliced from 5 exons. The record is from RefSeq and is a predicted model, not a curated record. NCBI's taxonomy places the organism in Eukaryota, Fungi, Basidiomycota, Agaricomycetes, Boletales, Suillaceae. The coding region runs from base 1 to 657 and encodes 218 amino acids.